Molecule: messenger RNA, 1179 nt
Organism: Aspergillus bombycis
Lineage: Eukaryota; Fungi; Ascomycota; Eurotiomycetes; Eurotiales; Aspergillaceae
Product: rhomboid family protein
Exons: 1
Coding region: 1-1179 (392 amino acids)
Biological process (GO): retrograde vesicle-mediated transport, Golgi to endoplasmic reticulum
Cellular component (GO): membrane; Golgi apparatus
Source: RefSeq, a predicted model, not a curated record
AUGGCGCUCCGAGUCAAUAUCCCUCCUGCAACCCGUACCUGUCUCAUCAGCCUGCUCACUCUCUCCCUCCUGUACAAUAUUGCCCGAUGGCGGCAAAUUGAUGCCACGGGGGGCCACCCCUUGACCACUCCAGUUGUACCCUAUCUAACUCUCGUCCCAUCCGAGUUCUUUCACUACCCCUGGACAUUCCUUACCGCGAUUUUUGUGGAGCAGAAUAUCUUUACGGUUCUCUUGAACGGCGCCACCCUGUUCUAUGGGGGCAAGUACCUAGAGCGCGCUUGGGGUUCCCGAGAGUUUGCAAAAUUCAUUCUGGCCAUCGCGGUGAUCCCGAACGUAACGAUUGUGCCCCUUUAUCUUCUAGGAACUACCAUCAGGGGUGGUUCGACCAGCGGGUAUGCCUUGUUUUCCGAUACCGAAUGCACAACCUCCUGCGCCUUCCCUACUGACUCCCCAUCUCCAAGCGUAACCCAAAUAUGCGGUGGCAUAUCGAUCCAAGCCUCCUUCCUUGUGGCUUUCAAGCAACUUGUUCCCGAGCAUACUGUGACUAUAUUCAAAGGCCUAGUGAAGAUGCGGGUGAAGCAUUUCCCGGCGCUUUUCUUGCUGCUAAACACGAUCAGUGGUAUAAUAUUUGGAACACAUGUGGCGGCAACACUUUCCUGGCUCGGCCUGCUGGCAAGUUGGACCUACCUUCGAUUUUUUAAACGGCAGCCGGAUUUGACCGGCACAUCUACCGACGGUUUAGGCUUCAAGGGAGACGCAAGUGAGACGUUUGCAUUCGCGUGUCUCUUCCCAGACGCAAUCCAACCUCCGAUUUCGUUUGUUUCGGAGCAGUUUUACUCUUUGUUAGUCGCAUUGAAGAUCUGCACCCCAUUUUCAGAGGAAGAUAUUGCAUCAGGCAACCAACAAGUUCUUGCGAGAGGGGAGGCCGGCCUUCCCUCUCUGCUUAACAGCCAGAGAGGAGGAACGAGGGGGGCGGCUAAGCGUGAAGAGGCGGAGCGGAGACGGGCAUUAGCUCUCAAGGCUUUGGAUCAGAGACUUCAAGCUGCUGCUGCCGGAAGAGCGCAUUCCCCAUCUCCACAGAAUCUACAGGGAUCAGGCCAAACUCAGACUGCAACACCGACUGUAUCAGCAGGCCAGAGCAUGCUAGGCGAGACGAGCUAUACGCCAGAUCAUGCUUGA